This is a messenger RNA of Zerene cesonia (dogface butterfly), 1293 nucleotides long. Its product is annotated as neuronal acetylcholine receptor subunit alpha-4-like. Gene Ontology annotation, molecular function: transmembrane signaling receptor activity; neurotransmitter receptor activity; extracellular ligand-gated monoatomic ion channel activity. The record is from RefSeq and is a predicted model, not a curated record. The transcript has a single exon. Gene Ontology annotation, biological process: monoatomic ion transmembrane transport; chemical synaptic transmission; regulation of membrane potential. The coding region runs from base 1 to 1293 and encodes 430 amino acids. Gene Ontology annotation, cellular component: synapse; neuron projection; membrane. NCBI's taxonomy places the organism in Eukaryota, Metazoa, Arthropoda, Insecta, Lepidoptera, Pieridae.
AUGAUUUCCGAUAAACCACCGAGGGGCGUUCCCGGCUCGCGUUGCCGCACGGGCGGCGGGCCGUGCGCCGGCGCCAGUGCACAUGCCGCCAUGCUACUGCUCGUGUGCCUGCUCGCUGCCGCGGCGCCGGCGCGCUCCGCCGACUGCGUCAUCGACAACAUCACUCCCGACCUGUCUUGGGAAGCUACGCUUUUCAAAGACUUGAAAACGAAAUGCGCUUACACACGAAAUGAAGCUCCUAGCUCCGAAAACGCCACUGUCGUUACGAUGCAUUUCAUACUGAAGAACUUUUUCUUUGACGCCGGUGAAGAAUCGUUAAGCAUUUACUCAUGGGCAUUUUUGGACUGGCUCGACCCGCGGUUGACUUGGAAUCCGAAGGACUACGGUGGCAUCGAUAGAUCGAAAGUUUUCGCCUCCGCCAUUUGGACUCCAGUGUUGAAACUGCAAAAUUCAAAAGACGCGUUUGAGAUCCCCUUCAUGGUGAACGGGUGUCAAGUCAGUAACGAAGGAAGGGUCAGGUGCGUGAUGAGGGUGUUGAAUGAGAUCGCCUGCACUACGAAACUGAGUAACUGGCCCUACGACACUCAAACUUGUCGGUUCGAGUUCAGUAAAAGAGACGCCCUCGAUAGUAAAUUUACCUUCACAUUCGGAAAUACAAGAGCCGUCAGAAUGUGGGGCGCGGAGUACGGGCCCGGUUGGAUUAUCACAGACUACAAGCAAGUCGAAAGCCACGCGAAGGCCGAGGCGCAGAUGUACUUCGAACUGACACUGGAGCGGCAGGCGGCCGGGCUGGGCGCCUUGGCCGUGGCGCCAGCGUUGGCGCUCAGCGCGCUCACGCUGGCGGUGCCCCUGCUGGCCGCGUGCGGCCCUUCGCGGGCUCCGCUCGCCGUGCUGAGCGAGCUCGGACACUUCACCGUCUUACAGAUCGUCAACUUUAGUAUUCCGCAACACAGUGGUGAUUCGCCAACUAUUUUAAAGUACCUGCAGUGCUCGCUUCUCAUAACCACUGUGUCGAUUAUUGUAACAUUCGUUCUAAAUCACCUGUCGAAGAAGUCGACUUCCCCGCCGGGGUGGGUGACGCACGUGAACACGCGCGCGCUGAGCUGGUGGCCGGGGCGCGCCGUGGGGCUGGGGGCGACGCGCGACUCUGUCACUGAGGCGGUGUCGAAGCGACACCAAAGCGAAUGGCUAGAUUUCGCCAACUUGUGCAACUGUUUUUUCUUCAUCGCUAUUGGAAUCACUUACUGUGUUUUGUACUUUGCAUAUAUUCCACAACCACCACCUUUUUUUUGA